AUGAAUUCAAGAUUCGAUUUUGAUGAGACUCCUUUGAAGAAAGAUUUUGGAUCUUUCUCAUUGGAUGACAUUUCAUCAGGAUCAUCAAUAACAUCCAUUAUCAAAAGUAUUUUUACAGCUGGAGCAAGAUUAACAUGGAAUGAUGUUUAUAAAUUUGCAUAUAAUGAAGAUAGUACUUAUUGCGCAAUAUUAAUUGGACAACAAUUAUUUAGAGUUUCAAUAUCAGAUGGAAGACAGAUAUUUACUAAUGUAGGAGAGAAUUAUUACGAUGUUGCCUAUUUAUCAAAGCGAGAUGAGAUUAUUGUUUUAUCUGACAAGCAAAUAACAUACUACAAUAACAAACUUACAUCUAUUAAAUCCAUUCCAAAUCAAAAUAAAUUAUUAAGAUUAGCAAUAAUCAAUGACAAUCUUGUUGGUAUCUCAAAAUCACAAAUAACAUUUAUCGAAAAUACCGAAGAAAAGCCAAUCGCAAUCGAAGAAUGGACAUAUCUUUCAUACUGCAACAGAUUAAUUUGUUUAGGCUCAAAAACAAUAAGUAUUAUCAACAACGAAUACAAUACAAUCCAUCCUGACAUCAAAUACGAGACAAUUAAAGAGAUUUCAUGCAACAGCAAAGGAUCAAAAAUUUAUAUUUUAGAUAACAAGAACAAUAUCACGAUUUUAUCAGAAGACAGUGAUUACAUGGAAUUUGUUAUUAACGAAACUACCGGAACCAUGCAAGUAAUGCCAUGGAAAGACGAAUUUUAUUUAACAUUAAAUAAUUACAGCACAAUUUCAUUUUUCAACAACAACGGACAAAGAGUAUUAUCAAAAAACAUAAAACCGAAUUCAGUUCUUCGCUACGUUCCUUCUGGAUUUUUAAUGUUCGAUCCACAAAACGUAAUUGGCCAAAACGUUCAUUUCGACAUUGUCAAGUUCACUCCUGUUGAUCCUUAUGAUUUAUACACUCGUAGUUGUGAGAAUUCUAUGUGGAGUGAAGCGAAAAAACUUCAAGAAAUUUACAAUUUCGAUUCUGACAUUUUCCAUAAAUUUUACAUCCAAAAUAAUGAAUUAAACAGAAGAAUUAUUGAUGAACAUUUAAGACUAAUCAAAGACAAAGACUAUGUCUACAACUUUGUACUGAAUAACUCAUCAAUUUCCAGUGAUAUUGAGUCAGCUUUGAUAAAUGAAUGUUUAAGAGUAAAACCAAACGAUGAAAAACUGACAAAAAUAAGAGAAAGACUUAGAAUUUUCACUAAACUGCCAAGGACAUCAUUUCUGCAGUCAGAAUGGAAUGAAUUCAAAAAUUCUGACAUAAAAGUGACACUUCAGAAUUUUGCCAAAAAUCAGAAGUUUAAAGACAUAGCAAUAAUAUUCCAGGAAUCAAAAGAAAUUACAAAAAGUGACAAAGAUGACAUCAUCUCACAUUUGUCACCUUUUAUUCCACCGAGUGAAUACGAGUGUCUUAUGCCGAAUGAUGUUGAAUAUUUCAAGAAGAAAUGUUUUGAAAUUGAUGACAAAAUUGGCCAAACUGACAUCUUAUGUCAAUUUUUGAAGAUCGGAUCAACGAAAUUCCCUAAAGAGUUGUCAGAACUUUAUAACAAUUCUUUACUAUUCGAUGAAUUCGUUUGCAAUGCAACUAAUUUAGAAGCUGUGAAAAAAUUAUCAUUUAAUGAUUUCAUUAAUUUGCAAGAUGAACAAAAAUUGUUUAUUUUCAUUUCUGAUAGUAAUAAUGGUCUUGAAGCGAAAAAUAUAAUAGAAAAGCAUUGUCUAAAAAUCUGCCAAAAUAAUUUUGACGGUUUAUGUACGUUAAUGUCAAAUAUUUUGUCAGAUUCUCCAGAAAUGUUCAAAAAAUCUCCGGAAACAGACAGAAUUAAAUUUGUUUCUCAAAUUAUUGAGAUUUUCCCAACAAAAAGUGACUUGGCAGAUAAGAUUCUUAAAUAUUCAACAAUUAUUUUGGAUGAUACAAAUAUUUCUGUCAUUCUAUCGUCUUUCGGUUAUUUAAGUGAAGUGACCAAAGAUUUAUUAAUUUUGUUGAAAUUUAAUAAUAAGAAUUCCAAACCAAAAUCAUUCAAACAAAUCACAGACAAAACAAUUCCUGAAUUUAUUUUAUCUGCUGGAGAAAAUUUGUUGUCAAGCAAAAAUUUGACAUUUGAUAAUUGGUCGGAGUUUACAAAGACAUCUAAACGAGUUUACAAGGAUUACAAGAAAGAUACAGAGUUUAGGAACAAACUUAAGAUGGAGACAUUCAAUGCAAUGCUUACUUUAAAGGAAUGGAGUGAAAUCGAAAUCACAAAUUCAAAAGAAAUCGAUAUCUGUUUGGAUUUCUGCCAAAAAAUGAUAAAAAGUGCAAAAUCUUGUUCAUUAAGAGAUGAAAACUUAAGCAGCGCUGUUCAGAUUUUGGGAAUGAUUCCAGAUGAUAUGCAACCGCCAAUUGUAAAGUCACUUUUUAACCGUUUUAUGAUGUAUGAUGCUUUUAGCGAACUCGACAACUUAAUAACACCUUCUAUCAUUGAUACAACUGAAGAUAAAACAAAUUUGAUUUUGAACAUUUUAGAAAGAAAAGGUGA
This is a messenger RNA of Trichomonas vaginalis G3, 2549 nucleotides long. RefSeq lists its product as uncharacterized. The record is from RefSeq and is a predicted model, not a curated record. NCBI's taxonomy places the organism in Eukaryota, Parabasalia, Trichomonadida, Trichomonadidae. The transcript has a single exon. The annotation marks the transcript as partial.